CACGAGAAGCUGCUGUUUGACAGCCGGUGUGUGACUUCAGUCUAAACAUGGCAACUUCAAAGAAAGUGUGUAUCAUCGGCUCAGGAAACUGGGGUUCUGCCAUUGCUAAGAUUGUCGGGCUGAACGCAGGACAGAGCUCAAAGUUCGACUCUACAGUGAAGAUGUGGGUGUUUGAGGAGAUGGUGGACGGCCGGAAACUCACAGAGAUCAUUAACACAGAGCAUGAGAACGUUAAAUACCUGCCAGGACACAGACUUCCAGAAAAUGUGGUAGCAGUGGCGGAUCUCGUUGAGGCUGUCGGCGAUGCAGACAUUCUGCUCUUUGUGAUCCCUCAUCAGUUUAUCAGCCGAGUGUGUGACACAAUCCGAGGAAAGAUUAAACAAGACGCUCUGGGACUGUCACUUAUCAAGGGGUUGGAUGAGGGUCCUAAUGGGCUGAAGCUGAUCUCUGAGGUAAUUCGGGAGAAGCUAGGCAUUAGCAUGAGCGUGUUAAUGGGAGCCAACAUCGCUAACGAAGUAGCAGACGAGAAAUUCUGCGAGACCACCAUCGGCUCUAAAGACAAGGCCCACGGAGCAUUACUGAAGGAUCUGAUUCAGACGGAACACUUUCGGGUCACCGUAGUGGAGGAAGCAGAUGUGGUGGAGAUCUGCGGUGCUCUAAAGAACAUCGUGGCGGUGGGCGCAGGAUUCUGUGACGGUUUGGGUUUCGGUGACAACACGAAGGCAGCUGUGAUCAGACUCGGUCUGAUGGAGAUGAUCGCCUUCGCACGGCUCUUCUGCUCCGCCGGUCCUGUUUCCUCAGAAACCUUCCUGGAGAGCUGCGGCGUCGCCGAUCUCAUCACCACGUGCUACGGAGGACGCAACCGGCGUGUGGCUGAAGCCUUCGCCAAGACCGGAAGGUCUCUGGAGGAGCUUGAAAAGGAAAUGUUGAACGGUCAAAAGCUGCAGGGUCCAGCGACAGCUGCUGAGGUUCACAUUCUCCUCAAAAACAAAAACCUUUUGGACAAAUUCCCGUUGUUUAGAGCAGUGUAUGAGAUCUGUUACGAGGCUCGUCCUGUUACAGAGUUCAUCAGUUUGUUACAGAAUCAUCCGGCUCAUCUGUGAGAGACAUGACUGUGUGUGUGUGUGUGUGUGUGUGUGUGUGUGUGUGUACAUUACUGCUCUGAUGUCUUUUAAUUUUCUGAUCAUGGAGCUUACGUUACAGUGUGAAUUACAUCAGUUCAUUUUCCCUAAACACAAACGUCUUAAGAGUAACAGGAGGACUGAAUGAAUGUAACUACAAAUGGAUAAAAAGUACAACACUUUACUAACUAAAAAUAAACAGAACAACCCACUUCUA
Tachysurus vachellii is the source of this 1338-nucleotide messenger RNA. RefSeq names its product glycerol-3-phosphate dehydrogenase 1a (gene gpd1a). Gene Ontology annotation, cellular component: glycerol-3-phosphate dehydrogenase (FAD) complex; cytosol. The coding region runs from base 48 to 1103 and encodes 351 amino acids. Gene Ontology annotation, biological process: carbohydrate metabolic process; glycerol-3-phosphate catabolic process. NCBI's taxonomy places the organism in Eukaryota, Metazoa, Chordata, Actinopteri, Siluriformes, Bagridae. The transcript is spliced from 8 exons. The record is from RefSeq and is a predicted model, not a curated record. Gene Ontology annotation, molecular function: protein homodimerization activity; NAD binding; glycerol-3-phosphate dehydrogenase [NAD(P)+] activity.